AUUCGCAUGAUGUAACUUUACAGUUUGCACGACAAUCAGUUCCAGUAAAGCUUUACAAUUUUUUGGCAUGGUGUCUCGGAUUCUCUUCCGAUCCCAUAGUGGAAAAAAUAGUAGAAAUUAGCUCAAGUGAAGAUGUGAAGGUGGUAUCAAUAGCUCAAGAUCUCAUUUACGCAGAAUCGAAAGGGAGGACACAAACCCAUAAAUCGCUGGCCCUCGGGAUGGCCGUUCGCCAGAUGACUGGAUCCGUAAGAUUACUCCGAAUUCUUCAUGGUUUAGGACAUACAGCAUCAACGGACACCGUCUACAAACAUGAUACUGCGUUGGCAAUAAUAAGCAGCGACGAAGCGGGAAAAGAGAUCUCUAUUCCACGAAGCAUCAAUCCAGAUGUAUUUACUACGAUUAUUUGGGACAACAAUGACUUUAAUGAAGAAACGGUUUCUGGAAAAGGUACAACGCACGUAGCAAAUGGCAUCAUCGUGCAGAAUGAAAACGAUGGACAGACUCUGGGAACGAAACUAGUAGUGAGUAAGAAGAACCGCAGUAUUGUAGCUCCGGAAACCACAAUUCUCCCAUACACAAGCAAAGAGAAAGGAAAUAUUUCCCUGCGAGAUGAAAGUUCCGAGAUUCCACUGGAAGAAAAAUGUUAUCGCCACGUGCAAGAGAUGGGAAGAAAUGCGGAUUUUUUAUACCUUUUGUCUAAAAUGAAUGCUUCGGAGAGUGGAAAGCUAAUGCCAGGAUGGACCGGCUUUAAUACUCAAGUACACAAAGUGAAUCGAAGUGUUUCCCGCAUUGCAUAUUUACCAGUCAUUGAUGCACCGGUUACGGACAUGGCAACGGUCAACACAUUGCUCCGACAUAGCGUUUCGAUUUGCCAACGCCUUCAAAUCCCCCAAAUUGUCUUGGUUUUUGACGAAGCCAUAUAUGCCAAAGCUCAGAUGAUUAGAUGGAAAGAUGAUGAGUUGAAGGAACGUCUGGUUAUAAGACUCGGUGAUUUUCAUACGGUUAUGUCAUUUUGCAGCGGUAUUUCUAAAAUUUUCAAGGACGCAGGGUUACAGGAUAUCAUGAUCGAAUCGGAAGUUGUAGCACCAGGAUCAUUAAAAGGUGUCUUGACUGGAAAGCAUUAUAACCGUUCCAUACGAGCACACAAGAUCAUCUUUGAGGCAAUGGAAAGAUUGCGGCUACAAGCAUUUGAGAAAUCUUUGACAACCACCGAGAAAGUUCUGCUCGAGUCAAUCAAUCGUAUCAUGGAAGAUGAUCCAGAAAGAGAUAACUUUUUGGACAUCAGCAGCGGCAACAACGUUACGGAAGCGAAAAUGAUGUACGACCUAUUUGUUCAGAAACGUUGCGAGGAGAAUCCAUUGUUUUCAUUCUGGUCGCAUUACAUCGAAAUGGUGCAAUUAUUACUACUUUACAUUCGGGCAACAAGAACCACCGACUGGUCUCUACACCUAAGUUCGCUAAAGUCGAUGAUUCCAUGGUUCUUCGCGACAGAUCGCGUGAAUUAUUCCAGAUAUGCUUCGUGUUAUUGGUUGGAAAUGAUGUGUCUCGAAAUCACUCAUCCAUACGUCGCUGUUAACAUUUCUCAAAAUUGGACUGUUCAGAGACAAGAAAACUACUCAUUUUCCAGCAUUGCUUGCGACCAGACGAUUGAGCAAACUUUAAACAGAGAUUCUAAAAUGAAAGGUGGAUUGAUCGGGAAAACGUUGAACAGAGGAGCAGUACAUCGUUGGUUGAUGGGGCAAGCAGAAAGAAGUGCUAUAACAAGACAGUGUGAAGCCAUGGCAAACAUCUCUGAAGUUGCAAGGAGUAGAAAGGAUUUAGACCGGACAAGGAUGGCAGCGGACGAUAAGGCGGUGAUGGAGGUCAUUAAAACGGUGGAGUCAAUGAUCAAUCCAUUCGACAAUGAUAAAGAUGAAUUGGUACAUUUGGCCAGUGGAUCAGUUGCCACCGCUGCGAUUGCCGAAGACAUGAAAAGAAUGCUUGAAAAGGGGAAAUUCGCCGCGGACGAUUUCAUGAAGUCUAAAAUUGUUGGAGAAAUGCCCAAUAUUUACGAAUCUAUAAAGAAAACAAAGUUGGAAACAUUUUCUUCUCUAGGCAAGAAAGUGGUGAGUAAGAAUAAGAAAGGAGAACUUGUAGCAAUGAAGAAUUCGAAAAUCCUUUUCACGAAAAUGCUGUUAAUUGCCAAAAGUCGUAAUCUACAAAUGGAUAAUGUUCUGAAAUAUUCUCUUCGUCCAUUCCCCGCUUCUUUGGCAACACAUGAAGGAGAUAUUGUUAAAACAUCGAAGGCAAAGCUGUUGCACGCAGUUGAAGAGCAAGUAGAAGAAGCUACAGUCAGCGAGUUACCCAUCACGGAGAAGGUCUGCGUUUUAGAUGCAAUGGCAAUGUUGCAAACAUUAACUCCAAUACCAGAAACAUUCGGUGAAUUGGCAACGCAACUACUUGUGAAGGUUGUCAACUCUGCCGUAUAUUCGAACUGCAAACGCGUAGAUUUUGUUUGUGAUCGAUAUCCGCGUGAAAGCAUUAAGAACUUAGAGAGGAACAGGCGAGCAGCUGGCGGAGUGCAAGUGGUUAGAAUAUACAGUGAGCAGCAGAAAGUUCCUCGACAGUGGAAAAAUUUAUGUCAUGUGGUGAAAACAAAGAAGAAUUAA
Dendronephthya gigantea is the source of this 2648-nucleotide messenger RNA. RefSeq lists its product as uncharacterized. NCBI's taxonomy places the organism in Eukaryota, Metazoa, Cnidaria, Anthozoa, Malacalcyonacea, Nephtheidae. The coding region runs from base 219 to 2648 and encodes 809 amino acids. The transcript has 6 exons. The record is from RefSeq and is a predicted model, not a curated record.